AUGUCAUCGUCGCAGAGAGGCGAGCAGGAGCCGCCGGCGUCGGCCCGUGGGCGCGCACCAGCACUCCUGUUGCUGGAGAGUCUUCAAUGCGGGCGGGACGGGCCGCUGGGCGGCGUCAUCCGCCGCCUGUCACCGUCGACGCGGGUAGUGCUGGCGGCGGCGUCGUCGGCGAUGAUGGCGCGCGUGCUGGAGAGCUGCGACGGCGCGUUUUGGUGGGCGCGAAAGCAGGAAGAGGACGUGGGCCUUCAGGUGGCCAGAAGACUCCGGGGCUGCGUGUCUGAGACGACGACAUCACGGAUCGGAUGGAUGGCGGACGACGGCGUGAGCUUCUGGCGGCUGUCCUGUCGUGCCGGAGCCAACGUCGAUGGAUGCGAGGGGUGCUUCAACGACGCGUGUGUCGUCAGCAUUGAGGGCCCAUUUCGAGACCGCGAGGCCCCGCACCGGCUCCAAGAUGCGGGAUCCAGGCCGUGCAGCGGCGGGCCCGUGAUCACAGCGCGCAUGACGGGCCUCCGGCGCGUGGACGUGGGGUGCGAAGGCUUCGCCAUCGAGCGGGAGUGGGGGGCGGACUGGCUGCCGCGGAGCGUGGCGGCGGGCGUGCGCGAGCUGGAUCUGCGCGAGUGUGUCUUCAGGAGCGUACCGGAGGGGAUGACCGCGCUGGAGACGCUGCAGAUGGCAGGAUGUGGGGACUUUAACCAAGGAGAGGUUGUCGUGCCAAAGUCGAGUGCGGGGCGAAUCCGGGGGGUGUUCGCCGCCAGAAGCACGCUGCGAAGGCUCCCGGAGGAUAUGGUGGCGCUGGAGGAGCUCCAAGUAUGCAACUGCGAGUAUCUCGAGGAGGAUUUUCUCCCAGCAACGUCGGCCGCGCGGCUGCGGUGGCUGGACGCCAGUGGCCUCAGUUUGCAGCGGAUCCCGGAGAACAUGGCGGCCCUGGAGGAGCUCGAAGUGACCCACAGCGACCUGACGGCCCUGCCGGCGUCGAGCGUUGCGCGUCUGCGCGUUCUAUCUGCCGAGUGCAGCUCGCUGCGAGCGCUCCCUGGCGGCAUGGCGGCGCUUGAGGUGCUCGACGUGGCGGCCUGCCUGGACCUCGAGGGGGGCUUCGAGAUACCGAGCUCGAGCACGGGGAGGCUGCGGGUGCUGUCGCUGUGCGACUCACCAGUGCAGCGCUUGCCAGACAGCCUGACGGCGCUUGAGGAGCUGCACCUGAACUUGUGCAAGUCGCUCGCGGCUGACUUCCUGCCCGUCGCGUCCUGUGCCGCGACGCUGCGGGUGCUGAGCGUCACAUACUGCUCAAUACAAAAGGUGCCUGAAGGGUUGGUGGCUCUGGAGGAACUCGGCGUCAGCUUCUGCUCGAUGAUCUCGGAGGGCUUCCUGCCGGCGUCGAGCAUGGCGCGGCUGCGCGUGCUCACGGCGAUCGACAGUUCGCUGAGACGGCUUCCAGAGAACAUGCCGGCAUUGGAAGAGCUCAACGUGAUCUGGUGCAGACGACUCGACGAGGAUCUGCUGCCAGCGUCGAGCGCCGCGCGGCUGCAGGUGCUGCUCGCCACUGACAGCGCGCUGAAGAGGAUCCCGGAGGGCACUGUCGCGCUGCGGGAGUUGCACGUCAGUGGCUGCAAGCAGCUGGAAGGGGCCCUAGAGGCGAGCGUGGCGGCGGGGCUGCGCCGCUGGGACGUCUCGAGAGCGUCGCUAAGGCUUCCGGAGGGGAUGGCGGAGAAGUCGCCGUGA
Molecule: messenger RNA, 1719 nt
Organism: Pedinophyceae sp. YPF-701
Lineage: Eukaryota; Viridiplantae; Chlorophyta; Pedinophyceae
Source: the annotation of a GenBank genome assembly